UUCAAUCGGGUAUGGCCUACUAAAUAAGAGUCACAUGAGCAGAAAGUGGGAAAUGGGUUUUCAAGUAGUGUCCAUGGUUAUUGGGUGUGUUUUAACACUAUAUGCACAUUCAAGUUACCAGCAUAAUCCAGGUUCCAAUGGCUGUAUGCUGAAGGCUUUUGGUGGGAAUGCUUUUGUCUGUGUUUGUAACUCCACAUAUUGUGACAAGGUGGAGAACACCGACCCACAAAAGGCAAGCAAGGGAGGCUACUCCAUGUACCAGUCCGACAUCACAGGGAAGCGCCUACUUCAUAGCUAUGGCAGUGCUAGCAAACAGGCCUGUGGAUUAGAGGUCUUGGUGAAUCUGAACAACACGUUUCAGUCCAUCAUUGGCUUUGGUGGAGCCUUCACUGAUGCCGCAGGGAUCAACAUCCAGUCCUUGUCGGCCAGCACUCAGAAGAACUUGCUGGCUUCCUACUUUUCAACAGAAGGUAUUGAGUAUACAUUGGGAAGAAUUCCUAUGGCUAGCUGUGAUUUUUCCAUGCAUCCAUAUUCCUAUGAUGACAAUAGCGGGGAUUUCAAUUUGACCAAAUUUUCGUUAACCCAAGAAGACAAAAAGUUUAAAAUUCCUAUCAUACAAGCAGUCAUGAGGACAUACAAAAGAAACUUGACAUUAUUUGCGAGCCCCUGGAGUGCUCCCGCCUGGAUGAAAACCAACAAAAACAUGACUGGGAAGGGGACCCUGGUUGGAGAGCCCGGCGGGCCAUACUUCAAGACCUGGGCAAUGUAUUUUGUGAAGUUUUUGAAAGCUUAUGCUAAGGAAGGUAUUCCUAUCUGGGGUGUAACCGGGCAGAACGAGCCUACUGAUGGGUUCAUCACAAACUUCUCAUUUCAAGCUAUGGGCUGGACACCUGAAAUGCAGAGAGACUUCAUUGUGAAGGAUCUGGGUCCUGCACUACAACAGAACUCUCUUGGGCAUGUGAAAAUAAUGAUUCUAGAUGACUCCAGACUGCAGCUCCCAUACUGGGCAGAACAGGUUUUCAGAAGUGAGGAAGCCAGAAAAUAUGUAUCAGGAGUAGCUGUUCACUGGUAUCAGGAUUUUAUAACCCCAGCUGUGGCCCUCUCCAGUACCCAUAAAAAAUUCCCAGAGAAAUUCAUACUAGCUACUGAGGCCUGCUCUGGGGCCAUGCCAUGGGAUAUCCCCAAAGUAUCUCUAGGGAGCUGGAAAAGAGGCGAGGACUACGCUCAUGAUAUUAUACAGGACUUGAAUAACUUUGUAAGUGGGUGGACCGACUGGAACAUUGCCCUGAACAUGGAGGGUGGACCAAACUGGGUAAAAAACUUUGUAGACAGUCCAGUGAUUGUUAAUGCUAAGAGCGAUGAAUUCUACAAGCAACCUAUGUUUUAUGCACUAGGCCAUUUCAGCAAGUUUAUUCUACCCAUGUCAAAAAGAGUUGAGCUGGUACCAAACCAAAAUCUUCCAAAAGAUAUGUACAUUGUUGGAUUUCAAAGACCAGACAAAGCCAUUGCUUGUAUAUUACUCAACAGUUCAUUAAAAACUAGAGAUGAUUUUCUCAGGUAAAGAACAGACUACCUGAUCAAAUGAAAAUAUAACAUUGGCACUUCGAGAUCCUUCCACAGGGUAUAUAAAUACUGACCUAACACCUCAUUCAAUACAGACUGUAUUGUGGUGGCCUUCCUAGCCAUGUUGGCUGUAACAAUCAUUUGAUGUCUUCAGUUAUUGAUCAUCUGUGAUAGUCUGAACAGUGCAAUAUACAAGUAUAUUAAUUUUUCUUUCAUCUUCCUUGUUUAUUUUUUUAUUAUGAAUCCAUUGUGAAAGUCAGUAUAAUGUAUAACAUUGUAUAUAUACGCUUUCCAAUGACUUUGUUUGUAAUAAAUGUACUACAAAUCAAAAUU
Molecule: messenger RNA, 1896 nt
Organism: Magallana angulata
Lineage: Eukaryota; Metazoa; Mollusca; Bivalvia; Ostreida; Ostreidae
Product: lysosomal acid glucosylceramidase-like
Exons: 11
Coding region: 35-1561 (508 amino acids)
Biological process (GO): glucosylceramide catabolic process
Molecular function (GO): glucosylceramidase activity
Source: RefSeq, a predicted model, not a curated record